AUGGUUUGUGAAAGCAACAUAUAUUCUAAUGAUUCUAUAAAGAAACCUUCUAUAAUAAUAAUAUUUUUUUUACAUAUACUAAUAUUUUCUUUAUUAAUUGAAAAUGUAACUAGUAUACCACAUAGAAUACAUGAACCAUGGAGUAUAAUUUUAUGUAAAUUUAAGGAUACAAAAAAUAUUACACCAAAAACAAGAGACUGGUAUGAAGAAUGGUUUGCUGGUGAUAAUCCAGAUAGUAUAAAAAAUUAUUUUAAAUGGUUGUCAAAUGGUAAUUAUGAUAUAUCUGGAUCACAAGUAAUUGGUUGGUAUGAUCUUCCAUGGACUAUAAAUGAAGUUUUAUAUAUAGCACAACAUGAUAAUGAAUUACAAAAUGGUGAUGAAAAAAGUUUUGCUUUUUAUGAUAAGGUAAAACAAUUAUGUAUACAGGAAGCUGAAAGAAGAGGAAAUAUAUUAUUUAAUCAAAAAAUUACUGUUAUAAAUGUUGGUUCAACAGCAUUAUAUGGAAAAAAAUAUGGUGUAUUAUUAACACCAGCAUUAAUGUUUUCAUCAGUCUUGACACAUGAAAUGGUUCAUUCAUUUUUUAUAGGACAUUCAUACUCUGAUAGAAAUGUUAAAAUUUUUCCAUUUUCACAACCAGGUGAAUAUGAUGAUAGGUAUGAUUUAAUGUCAACAGCUAAUGCUUAUAUGCAUAAAUCACGUUUUGGUAUGUCAGGUCCUGGAUUAAAUGGACCACAUUUAGAUUAUUUAGGUUGGUUACCAAUGGAUAGAAUGUUAUAUUUUGGUAAAGAUGGACGUCAAAAUUAUACCAUACGUCUAUCAUCACUUUCUAUUUCAUUUGAAAAAACACAUGGUUGGUUAUAUGUUAUGAUACCAUAUGAUAGAGAUGAUCCUAAUCUUGUUUAUACAGUUGAAUUAAAGACACCUAGUUAUUUUGAUAAAGGUAUUAAUCAACCAAGUAUUUUAAUUCAUAGAAUUCAAAAGACAGGAAAUUUUUAUUAUUCUGUACUUAUAAGUCAAGGUACUGAUUUUUAUGAAUUAACAGAAGGAACAGAAUGGGUUACAUUUAUAGGUAGUGAUUUAAAUGGAAAAUUUCAAUGGAUAAAAAUAUCUGUAAAAAAAAUUUAUAAUUUUGAUGCUGAUGUAACAAUUAUAUCAACUUUUGAUCCAGUAGUAUGUAGAAUUGAUGAAGAAAUGACAACAAUUAAUAUAAAAGAAAAUGAAUUAAAUUUAAAUAAUACAAUUAUAAAUAAUUCAACAUCUAUAUCAUUUUGUAAAUCAAAACGUAAAGAUUCAAAACAAAAUAUUAAUGAUUUAAUUAAAAAACAUAAAAUGAGAAUUGAUUUUUAUAAUAAAUUACAAACAUUUGGUUUAAAUGCAUGUAAAGAUGGAAAAGUUUGGAGAAGUAUAGAUGAUUAUGAUUAUGUAUGUGUUGAUUCUAGAAGAAAAGAUGAUGUUCGAUUUAAUCAAGAAAUUGCAAAUAAUAAUUUUGACUAUAAUGAUAUAUCAACAACAGAAACAAUUAUUAAUUUAAAAAAUGAUAAACGUGUAAAAAAAUCAGCUCAACCUUGUAGGCGACCUUUAGUUGAAAGAAAAGCUUUUUUAAAUGAUAAUCUUUGUGUAUCAGCACUUGAACAUAAAAGAAUUGCUCAAGAAAAUAAAAAUGCACAUAAAUAUUUAAAAAAUUAUGCCUUUUUUAAUGGUGCUGAUACUGUUGGUCCAUAA
Molecule: messenger RNA, 1722 nt
Organism: Strongyloides ratti
Lineage: Eukaryota; Metazoa; Nematoda; Chromadorea; Rhabditida; Strongyloididae
Exons: 2
Coding region: 1-1722 (573 amino acids)
Source: RefSeq, a predicted model, not a curated record